AUACAGCAUGAGCAAAGAGCCACGGUACAAAUAGCCAGAAGCAGGAGAAGGCACUGCUCGUACGCGAAUUCUGCUUUGCGCACGAGCCCGCUGGCAACUGCUCAAAGGAACCUGCACCAUCUCCAGGUACUUAGAAGUGCAAUCAUGAACCACAAAAACGCUAACUGGACAGAGAAAGAGGAAACAGAUGAGGUCAAUGUUUACUCAUCAAGUGUGAAAAUGAAACAAGACUUGGAUGAGGAUGUGAAUCAAGAGUUUGUUGAAGAUCCGCUAAUGACUGAAAAUCCUAGUCUGAAAAUAAAGCAAGACCCAGACUUGAAACACAAUGUCAGUGGCUCUGGACAUGAUAAUUCUAUGAAUGUGCAUCUCAGCACCAUACUGGAGGCCAAGAGAGAAUGCUACAAACCACUCCCACUGUACACACUGGUGCCCAAGAAGGAGCUGCUUCUUGGCGAUCCAUUGGGAAUCUCUUGGCCCACUGAUUAUAUCAAGGAGGAUCCCAAACUUAAUUUAGAAGUGGAUGAAACCGAGAAUAUUGUGGCAGUCUCAACAAGGAAUAUAUCUACUACUACAAGAUUCGUGAAACAUUUGGAAACUGGUGAAUAGACAGCUUAUAACUGUGCUAUCAUGACUGCCAGAAACGCACACACAACUUACAAAGUGAGCUG
This is a messenger RNA of Schistocerca nitens (vagrant locust), 668 nucleotides long. RefSeq lists its product as uncharacterized. The transcript is spliced from 8 exons. The coding region runs from base 145 to 606 and encodes 153 amino acids. The record is from RefSeq and is a predicted model, not a curated record. NCBI's taxonomy places the organism in Eukaryota, Metazoa, Arthropoda, Insecta, Orthoptera, Acrididae.